This is a messenger RNA of Penicillium soppii, 1263 nucleotides long. Its product is annotated as O-methyltransferase. Lineage: Eukaryota; Fungi; Ascomycota; Eurotiomycetes; Eurotiales; Aspergillaceae. The coding region runs from base 1 to 1263 and encodes 420 amino acids. Gene Ontology annotation, molecular function: O-methyltransferase activity. The record is from RefSeq and is a predicted model, not a curated record. The transcript has 3 exons.
AUGGCAUUUUUCCAUGAUCUUCGUUUGACUCUAAAUACAGCGAUCGAUUGCCUAGAGCAGGAGCUAGAAUUUGCUGGAUAUAAGGAUAUAUCCCUGAGUGAUGAGAACUCAUCCCAUGACUUGUCUCGGUUGAGUCCCGAAGGAUCCUCUGCUCGGUUAAAUGUGAUUUCGACAGCCGAAACUAUCCUGCGACUGGCCAAGACUCCAACCGAGCGUUUGAUAGACUAUCAUUCGAAGAUUUUUGAGAUGGGCACCUUGAAAGCGCUGAUUGGCCUAGGUGUGCCUUACAAAAUACCAUUAGGAGGUUCAGCUUCAUAUGAAAAGCUAGCGGGAGAGAUUGGCAUUUCUCCAACUCUUCUUACUCGGCUGAUUCGAUUCGCCAUGACAACCGGGUACUUCGCUGAGGAUGGUUCAGGGCAUGUGAAGCACAACUCAAUGUCCUCGGUCUUUGUCCGAAACCCACAGGCCGGCGGGGCUCUGCAGUGGUGUCUCAAUGUUGAGCUCAAAUGUGCUAUGGAAUUCCAGCGAUCGCUACAGAUUGACCCUAUGGGCGAGCAACGCGAUAAGACUCCUCUUGGACUGGCAUACCAAAAUCAUCAAGGUCGACCGACAAUGUGGAGUCUUUUGGAGAAAGAGGACUCGUUCCGAUCUUAUUUCUAUGAUCUCAUGGUCACUCAGUGUAGGGCACCGAUGUAUUCGCUAAAUCAUAUUCUUCGUGCAUUUGACUGGAACCAAAUUGGAACCCUCGUGGAUGUUGGAGGAUCCUCGGGGAAUGCUUCUUUCGCCAUUGCAAAGCAAUAUCCUCACCUGAAGUGCAUAGUGCAAGAUUCGGCACAAGUCAUUAAAGACUCGAACAAAUCCCCGAGCGUCCUGGCUCAAGCUCAGGUGGAAUUUGUAGAGCACGAUUUUUUUUCGCCCCAGCCCACUACGGCAGAUGCCUAUUUUUUGAGACGAAUUCUUCACGACUGGUCUGAUGCAGAUGCACGUCGGAUUUUGAGAAAUUUGCGGCCUGUCUUGCGGACUGGUGUCAGGCUGAUGGUGAUGGAUACCAUCCUGACUGAGCCCGAUUCAAUCCCACUAUACCUAGAAAAAUGUACCCGUUCGCUGGAUAUCGGUAUGUUUACUUUGUUAGCUGGCAAGGAGCGAACUUUGGAGCAGUUUGUUCACCUGGUGGAGUCAGUGGAACCCAACUUGAAGCUUGAAAGCUGCAAGACCCCUGAUGGAAGCAUUCUUAGCUUAAUGACAUGGAUAUACCAAGAGUGA